CUUCUGACGUUUUCAUUUUCACUUCCGUAGCUUAGCUUUGUUAUUUGAAACACAAAUUUUACAGCCUUCGUCGAUAAAUAAUUUUCAAUUUACGAAUAAAACAAAAAUGUCAGAAGAAGUGAGCAAUAAUCCAAUAGAAACAUUCGAUACUAUUAAUAUAAAUAAUGAAGAAAACACGGAGGUAAUAGCUGCUGAAAUCACUGAUAACUUAUCAAGAUCAAAUAGUACCGAGCGAAGGGUAUCUCUUACAAGCCUUGAAGAUGUCUUGACAGCUGAAUGCGGUGAAGACAACAUCAGUAUUACUGUUUCGGAACCUCAAAAAGUUGGCGAUGGAAUGAAUUCCUACUUGGCUUACAAAGUAACAACAAAAACGAAAAUACCAAAAUUUAAAAGUUUUGAAUUUAGUACCUUGCGAAGAUUUAGCGACUUUUUGGGCAUUCAUGCGUUAUUAGUUGAUAAAUAUCUGCGACUUGGUCAGAUAAUACCUCCUGCACCUUCAAAAAAUAUAAUAGGUAGUACCAAAGUGAAAAUGAGCCCCCAGCAAACCGAAUCGGGCAACAAUUUAAAUUUGGAAUGGGUUGAAGUACGACGAGCAGCACUACAACGGUUUCUCAAUAGAGUUGCCCAACAUCCCGUUCUUAGAGUUGAUCUCGAUUUUAUAAAUUUUUUGGAAAGCGAUCAGGAACUCCCUCGUUCUAUAAAUACAGCAGUGCUGAGUGGUGCUGGGGUAAUGCGUCUGUUUAAUAAGGUUGGAGAAACCGUCAACAAAAUAACUUACAAAAUGGACGAAAAUGACCUUUGGUUUGAUAAAAAAAUUGCCGAUGUUGAAAACUUAGAUUUACUCCUUCAAAAGCUACAUGCAACACUAAAAGACUUAGUAUCAUCAAGAAAGGAACUUGCUGCAUCAACUGAACUUGUUGCUAAAUCUGCAGCCAUGUUAAGCACUUGUGAAGAACACACAGAUUUAUCACGCGCUCUUUCUUCUUUAGCAGAUGUUGAAGAAAAAAUAGAAAUUUUACGCUCUGCUCAGGCAAACUCAGAUUUCUUCAUUUUUUCUGAGAUUAUUAAAGAUUACUUGGGAUUAUUUGGAGCUAUUAAAAGUGCAUUUCACGAAAGAGUUAAGGUUUUCCAAAAUUGGCAAUACGCGCAAAUGCAGUUAACAAAGCGUCGAGAAAAUAAAACUAAGAUGGAUUCAGCAGGAAGAAAUGAUAAAAAGGAGCAGAUGCAAGAAGAAGUUCAUGAGUGGGAAGCUAAAGUUCAGCGGUGUCAAAAAGAAUUUGAUGACAUAUCAAUAACUAUUAAAAAUGAAAUGGAACGAUUUGAUGUUAUAAGAACUAAGGAAAUUAAAACAAGUGUCCUUAAGUACGUUGAAGAUCAAAUGGCCCAUCAGCAUCAACUUAUUGGAUAUUGGGAAGCUUUUGCUCCAUCUGCACGUGAAAUAAUGUAAAAUUUAAUUAAUCGGGAAAGAGUUGAGAACAUUCCUUUAUCUUCUAAAGAAAUAUAUACAUACAAAUAAACUUAGAAGUCUUUUCAAAAUUUAUUACUCAUACAUACUGAAAUAAAAUGAAUAUUUACACCUUAAAUUUGA
This is a messenger RNA of Eupeodes corollae, 1588 nucleotides long. It is a transcript of the gene Snx1, whose product is annotated as sorting nexin-2. The transcript is spliced from 9 exons. The record is from RefSeq and is a predicted model, not a curated record. Gene Ontology annotation, biological process: early endosome to Golgi transport. NCBI's taxonomy places the organism in Eukaryota, Metazoa, Arthropoda, Insecta, Diptera, Syrphidae. Gene Ontology annotation, molecular function: phosphatidylinositol binding. Gene Ontology annotation, cellular component: endosome; endosome membrane. The coding region runs from base 107 to 1447 and encodes 446 amino acids.